Messenger RNA from Wallemia ichthyophaga EXF-994, 1575 nucleotides. RefSeq lists its product as uncharacterized. Gene Ontology annotation, molecular function: monoatomic cation transmembrane transporter activity. Bases 1 to 1575 code for a protein of 524 amino acids. Gene Ontology annotation, biological process: monoatomic cation transport; transmembrane transport. The transcript has 2 exons. Gene Ontology annotation, cellular component: membrane. Lineage: Eukaryota; Fungi; Basidiomycota; Wallemiomycetes; Wallemiales; Wallemiaceae. The record is from RefSeq and is a predicted model, not a curated record.
AUGAAUUCGCCAUUGCAGGAGUACAAGGGGAAUGUUGGCAGUGGCUCUCCAAGGCAGCCUGGCUCUACUAAUUCUAACCAUAUCAAGAAGCAUUCAAUCUGGGAGCCUUUGGAUGGCGCAACCGUUGCGAACAGCACAGACGACGUAGAGAAUGAGGAUGUGAAUAUAAUACCCUUACUGCCUUCACAUAAGAGAAUGUUCAGUUCUGUCGGCGCUGUCGGCUCAAUGGGCACUUUACUUGAGGAUCCGCACCCAGACACACAGUUGAAUACAAAGACAAGCUCAAACAGCUUGAAUUUCACUCCACCCAAUCAAAUUCUCACUCCCUCUCUUAACACUACUCCUUCUUCAGAUAAGCCUAAUCGACGCAAGCACCACCAUAAGCGUUCACUAUCUCAUGCUUUUUUUAGCUUCAACGACCCCACCGUGACUGUGAACAGCGCUGUGUCUUCCAAGUUAUCCUCCAACUUUGCCAAAACAAAGGACAGCAAACCUGCCCCACCACCCACUUUCGAAAGAAGAGCGUUUAGUUUGAGAAAAUUUGCAUUCACUGGUGUUGAAUUACUCCUCGGCGCCUGGUUAUGGCUUGCAGGACAACGAAUUGAGAGUCUAUCGACCACUGGAAUGGGUUACUUGAUUACAUUCGACAGCAUAUCGCUCAUCUCCAUCAACCUGUUCGACUGGUACAGGACGGUGUCUCCUACGUACAAGAAGCCGUUCGGGAUACGCAGGCUAGAAACUCUAUCAUUGUUUACGCAAGUCAUUUAUUUAGUCUUUGCCGUGACCUAUCUUGCUAAGGAGUCGGUAGAACACGCGCUGAUAUCUUCCACUGAAGAUGACUACCGAGAAUACAAUGAAUAUGACCACAAGUAUGGUAUUCCCUUCCCCACUCAUCUAAUCCUGCUCUCUGCGAUACUACCAUAUAUUGCCAACAAGUACUACCACAACCACCACUCACUAGCGCUCAUCACAGGCACGCUGCUAUACAACGCUCCCAAGAUGUCCAGCUUUAUCAACAAUCCAUAUAGCUGCCUAAUUAGUCUGUUCGGAAGUGCGAUGUGGCUCACAGCCGCGCUCAUACCACCCCCCCACCACCAUAUCUGUGACCAAGUGAUAGCGGGCUGUAUGGCAGUAUGCAUCGGAUACCUGAUAUACCCAUCUCUGAUCACCCUCUCGCGAAUCCUAUUGCAGACGGCGCCGACGUCUACGACGAUCCCGAUACUGCGUGAAGCGUUGCGCGAGAUCGAGACUCACCCACUAGUCAAGCACUUGGACCUCCCGCGCAUCUUCCAGAUAACACCAGGCGCUGCUAGCACGACACUGCUCGAUGAUGAUGCGAGUUGUGUGGAUCUCGCUCGCAAUUCCUCGUGCUCUUCCUCUUUCUCGUCGGCUACUGGAAUCUCAAAUGCACACUCACUCGGCUCCUCCUUUGUCUCGCUCAAAGUGCUCGUCGGGAAGGAGACCUCCGACGUGGAUAUCUUCAACCUCACCCUGUCCGCGUCUCAGCUCAUCCGCGCGCAUUUCGCUGCCGCUGGAACGCAGUGCACUGUAGAUGUGCGGAGGGAGUGCGUGUAG